AUGGAAUACUUCCCGGAUGAGCCUGAAAGUUAUGAAGAUAUGAGCUAUACUUUGUUGAAACGGAAAAGUGGUUUUUCUCAGACACGAUUCGGAUUCUUCUUAUGGUCUGGGGAAGAAAAACGGAAGGAUUUGGACACUUUCAGUGAGGAUGAGCACAAGUUCUUGAAAACGGAGCAGAUUCUGUGUGAAGCUUUGCUUGCUGACAUGUCAGCUCAGGAACUUAAACUGUUGGAAAUGCUCGAAAAUAAGAAUGAUGAUGACUCAACUCAUCUGUUCGAUAUCAAACGAGGAAUCAGAAAGUUGAACGAAAUCUUUGCUGAUUUUGCUGAUGAUGGAGAACCAGAGAUCGAUCACACAAAAGUGAGAAGACUUAUCUCGAAUUACGCUUCUGAGAUCGAAAAAAUCGGAAAGGAAACAUGGAAGUCGAACUAUGAGCCAGAGUCUUACAAAAGGAGAUUGGAAUCGCUACAGACUCUCGUUCAACCGAAUUCACACAUGUCUGUAUCAUGGAAAGAAAUAUUGGAUCAAAAAAUAAAAAAUGCUAAGAUCAAAGUGGAGAUGUUCAAUGUGCAUAUUAGAAUCGAAACAAUCAAACAAAGGUAUGAGAAACCUGACGGAAUCAAGAGGGAACUACUCGAAUCAAUAUGGGUAGAGUGUAUCGACGUGAUCAAAAGAUUGGAGAGAUUCCCUCUGAGAGGGUUCCAAGUUGUCGUAGUUCAAAACGUUAUCGGAUUGAUAAAAAAUAAAAAAUUCCUAUUCAAACCGAUCGUUUUGCCUGAAGAUCGGCCUCUCCUUCCUGGUUUCAAAAACGCUGAAAGCAAGCCCUUGAGUGAAGAAAGAGAUAUUGGAAACUCUGAAGAAGUUCAAAUAAGUUCCAAUUCAACUGAGAUGGCCCCGAUACCAUCACUUGUGGUUAUGCCCCAACCGCAAAUGUUGCCAACAUUAGUCAAUACAGUGCCCAUGAACAUGAUUCCACAUGUUAUCUUUCCAUAUCAAAAUCUGAAUGUCCAACAUAUUCUUCUACAUCCUCCGAUUCCAAACUAUCAACCUAUUCACUUCAAUUACCCAGUUUUCCCAGGACAACAACCAGGACCUCAUCAUUCAUCGCAGGGUACUAAUUAUGGACCAAAGCAGUGA
Caenorhabditis remanei is the source of this 1137-nucleotide messenger RNA. RefSeq lists its product as uncharacterized. Bases 1 to 1137 code for a protein of 378 amino acids. Lineage: Eukaryota; Metazoa; Nematoda; Chromadorea; Rhabditida; Rhabditidae. The transcript is spliced from 5 exons. The record is from RefSeq and is a predicted model, not a curated record.